GAAUAAUUUUACUCCAUGCACGCAGCUCGUCUUGUUCGUACCAGAUAAUAAAUACCACCAUUUAAGUGUGCGGCGAUCAAUAACAACAAAAGGAAGGAAUGGUUAUUAUAUUACUAUAUUAGUAUAGGCGUUGUGAAGAACUUAAACAAUGACUGAUACCGAUGACAGAUGCGGUAGUCCUCUCCAGUUUAUCGACGGUAAACGAAACGUCUGGGAUUUCACACGUAGCAGUAGCACUACCAGUGGCGUCGGUAGCGAGGUAUGCACCCCGACAGCUUCUCGUAGCUCAUCACCCGUGUUUACACGACUCAUCGACAAGAUUAAUCAUCGUAUUGCAACAGGGGAUAGAUGGUUUUCAAUUGAGUUUUUUCCACCACGGACCGCAAAUGGUGCGGUAAAUUUAUUGUCAAGAUUUGACAAGUUCUUGGAAGGAGGUCCUCUGUUUUGUGAUGUCACUUGGCACCCGGCUGGCAAUCCAGAGGGAGACUCGGCAACCAGCUCUUUGACUAUUGCCAGCUCGGCAUUGAACUACUGUGGACUGGACACCAUGCUCCAUCUGACCUGUGCAAGGCAAACUAAGGAGAAGAUAGCAUGCACACUGCGAAGGGCAAAAGACCUUGGAAUAAAGAGUAUUCUUGCACUUAGAGGAGAUGCCCCAGAUGGAGAUGAAUGGACUUUCAAUGCUGAUGGAUUUAACUAUGCAACAGACUUGGUUCGAUUCAUUAGGCAGGAGUUUGGCAACUACUUUGUCAUCUGUGUUGCAGGUUACCCUCACGGUCACCCAGAAGCUGAAAGUUUUGAGGAUGACAUAAUGCACUUAAAGGAGAAAGUCGAUGCUGGUGCAGACUUCAUCAUCACCCAGCUGUUUUUCCAGUCCAGCACGUUCCUUAAAUUUUUAAGCACUUGUCGUGAAGUUGGGAUCACGGUACCCAUUAUACCUGGAAUUUUACCUAUCCAGGGCUACCAUUCUAUGAAGAACCUUGUAAAACUCUCAGGACUUGAAGUUCCAAAGGAGAUUAUCGAUGUUGUAGAACCCAUCAAGGAUAAUGAUGAAGCUAUCAGGAACUACGGCAUCCACCUGUCAACACAAAUAUGUCGUGAUCUCUUCGAUAGUGGUCUUGUCCAGGGCCUGCAUUUCUACACUUUAAACAGGGAGAUUGCUACUAAACAGAUUGCUAAGAAUUUAGGAUUGUGGUGCAAUGGGCCUCAAAGACCAUUACCAUGGAAACCAACAGCCAAUCACACACGAGUAAGAGAAGAUGUUCGACCAAUAUUCUGGGCAACUCGCCCAAAAAGUUAUGUUUACAGAACGCAGGAUUGGGAUGAAUUUCCAAAUGGUCGCUGGGGUAAUUCAUCUUCUCCGGCAUUUGGAGAGAUGAAAGACUAUUAUUUGUUCUACUUGAGGAGCAAAGCCACCAAGGACCAAAUGAUCAAGAUGUGGGGAGAGGAACUCACUUGCGAGCAGGAUGUCUUUGAUGUCUUCUCCUGUUACCUGUCAGGUGAACCAAAUCACUAUGGAAACAAGGUGACCCGUAUUCCAUGGAAUGAUGAUGAGAUUGCACCCGAAACUCAUCAACUUUGUAAGAAUCUUGUUGAGUUGAAUAAGCAAGGUGUACUGACAAUCAAUUCGCAACCAAAUGUGAAUGGGAAGGAUUCAGCAGAUCCAGUAGUUGGUUGGGGACCACCAGGUGGCUACGUCUACCAAAAGGCUUAUCUUGAGUUCUUCACGUCCAGAGAGAAUGUGAUGGCACUGCUAGAGGUUCUGCAGGACUAUCCACAGAUCAACUUUCACAUUAUUAAUCACACAGGAAGUGAGAACAUCAGGAAUUCUGACGAGUUCAAACCAAUCGCAGUAACGUGGGGUGUAUUCCCUGGGGCGGAGAUUAUCCAACCCACCGUAGUCGACUCAAUUAGUUUCCAGUAUUGGAAGGAUGAAGCUUUUGGCUUGUGGAAAGAACAAUGGGCUAAGAUUUAUCCUGAUAUGUCGCCCUCACGUCAGAUAAUAAACCAUAUUCACGACACGUAUUACCUUGUAAACCUAGUCGAUAAUCAUUACCCAAAAGGCAACAUUAUUUUUGACGUGCUUCAGAAGAUGUUCAAAUUGAAGGAAAACCACAAAAGGGGUCUUGUGUCCCUUGAUGCAUUGGAGGGUGCUAAGAAAAUAAAGGUGGGUGGAGAAACACAAAGAAAUCAACUUGAUGAAGAAGCAGGAGGAGAGGGUUUCAAAUGCUGAUCUGAAAAGUCAUAAGCACUUCAUAGAAUUGCGUACUUGUAGAGCUGCUUUACUAAGGUUCCGGUCAGGUGAUUUUGGUCUCCAAGCCUCAGCUUAAAAAGUUAAAAACUUAAAAGCUGGAUUAAUGCCUAAAAAUAAUGAUAGUAUUGUAUUUAUUUAUUUUCAGAUUGCUAUUGAUAGAGUAGCAUCAGAAAGCUGUUUACUUCAUUCACUUGAUCCUAGCAGUAGUUUUUUUUAAGGUUCACAGGUUGUUUAUCAGUAUUAAUGUGCCAACAACUCUUUCUAUGUAGGACAAAAAUAGAAAAUAUCUGCUGUAUACUAAAGAAAAGUUGCCGCUUUUUAAAUGACUAACAAGUAAUUAUACCGGCCUAGAUUAAAAUAUAUGAAUAUCUACAGAGGUUUGCAUGGCAAA
Anneissia japonica is the source of this 2645-nucleotide messenger RNA. Its product is annotated as methylenetetrahydrofolate reductase-like. NCBI's taxonomy places the organism in Eukaryota, Metazoa, Echinodermata, Crinoidea, Comatulida, Comatulidae. The record is from RefSeq and is a predicted model, not a curated record. Gene Ontology annotation, cellular component: cytosol. The coding region runs from base 149 to 2233 and encodes 694 amino acids. Gene Ontology annotation, biological process: tetrahydrofolate interconversion. The transcript has 13 exons. Gene Ontology annotation, molecular function: methylenetetrahydrofolate reductase [NAD(P)H] activity; FAD binding.